This is a messenger RNA of Cucurbita maxima (winter squash), 1356 nucleotides long. RefSeq names its product probable E3 ubiquitin-protein ligase XERICO. Lineage: Eukaryota; Viridiplantae; Streptophyta; Magnoliopsida; Cucurbitales; Cucurbitaceae. The record is from RefSeq and is a predicted model, not a curated record. The transcript is spliced from 3 exons. The coding region runs from base 638 to 1102 and encodes 154 amino acids.
CAAUCUACAGAAUCCAACCAAAAGAAAAAGGGAAACCAAUGAGAUGGAAAAGAUUUGAUUAGGGUUCAGCUCAUGAUAUAAAGUAACCAUGGUUUUGGGGUUUUGGCUAUGGCAGAGUGUGGCAGAAGAGACAGAAAGCUAACCAGGGUUAGAGAACGUGGGUUAGUCUUCUUCAGAGCCGGAGAGGUAGGUUUGGGGUUUGUCAAGCUCCAGAGCUUUACAGGAAGAAGAAGGAAGCUGCUGUGUGUAUAAAACCACCCAAAAAGAAAACCCUCUUUGUCAUUAACAAAACAUGCAAAAACGGAAACAAACCUCUCAACGAUUCUGUGAAUCGCGAUCAUCUCUUAGCUCUUCCUCUUGUUAAUCUCUCUUCUUCUCAUCCUUCGCCGGCGAGCCUCACAGAUUUUGAUCUUCUCUCAAGGAAGUUUCUAUUACCAGUAUAUACUUUUCUGCCUUCCUUAAUCUUCGUUUUCCUGUUGGGAGCUAGGAUCAUAGAAGAAAGGAAUCAGAUAUCAACAAAAGGAUCAAACUACAGAACCGUUUGAACUCAGAACUCAGAAGUGACUUCUUAUACAUUCUACUGAUCUUCUUUGAUUCAUCUGAGCUGAUCCCAGUUCUUCAUAUUUCAAACAAACUUAUGGGUCUGUCCAGCCUUCCUGCGCCUUCUGAAGGAGUACUGGGUGUGAUCCUUGUAAAUACGGCCCUAUCGAUAUCUAUCUUCAAAGGCAUAGUUCGGUCGAUUCUUCAUGUUGUUGGCAUCCAUCUCUCGUCGCCUACAUUACCAUCCUCGCCAGAUUCCAUGGAGAAUGCUCCUGAAUCCAUAGAAUUCCAUCUUAACCCGAAUGGAAAUUACAUCGAAGAGUUCCGCAGCCGAAUCCCAGCAAUUCUGUUUAACAAAGUUCACAGCUGCAAAUUGCUCGAACAUGACUGCUCUGUCUGCCUAACCCAGUUUGCACCUGAUUCAGAGAUAAACCAUUUAUCUUGUGGUCAUCUUUUCCAUAGAGUGUGCUUGGAGAAGUGGCUGGACUACUGGAACCUUACAUGUCCUCUGUGUCGAACUCCGUUCAUGCCCGAAGAAGACACAGCUUCCUGCUUCUGGUGAGCAUUAUGAAUAUUAUGGUUGAGGAAUUUCAUUCCAUGUACAGCAGCAUAGUGUAGAUAAUCUUAAAAGUGCAUCCGCAGGCCAUAGCAUUUGUACCUUCCAUAUGCAUGAGGAGUUGAAGCGUGAUGAGUGUUGAUGGGUCUCAGACGUCAGUUAUUUCAUUGUAAAUAUGAAGCUUUCUGCUUUUUUUCGUGUUUAUGAAGCCUUGAGACGGACUUUUUACAUUUCGAGUUAAUGCAGCUACUUCCCUUUCA